AUGGCGAACGUAAAUCCUGUUGAUGCGGUCGGGAGCUUGCACCCGUGUACCGGAGUGUCGGUUGCCUUCGUCGAGAGUAUCGCGCGGGAAGCAGGCGAUACUGUGCGGAGGCAUUUUUUUGAGAGGGACAAGAAAGUCGACACAAAGGACUCUCCGGCCGACCUUGUCACUGCAAUAGACAAAGCGGUUGAGAACCAGUUGAAGGAACGUAUCCGACAAGCUUUUCCAGAGCACCAGUUCUUAUGCGAAGAAUCCUGCACGUUGGAUGAGCGCCUAACGGACGCUCCGACUUGGGUUAUCGACCCGAUUGAUGGGACGACGAACUUCGUGCAUACGUUGCCGUUCACCUGCGUUUCCAUCGCCUUUGCAAUCAACAAAGAGGUUCUAGUAGGCGUCGUCUACGCACCUAUCCUUAACGAGAUGUUCACUGCAGAGAAAGGAAAAGGAGCCUGGCUGAAUGGCGAGCGGAUUUAUACGUCUGGGCGGCGUGACCGUUCGUGUGCGGUCGUCUGCUGUGGCUUCUCGGUUGGUACAAUCCGGAAGAUUGAUAUGCCGGAUUGUGAUCCUACCGCUAAAGCGAUCGCCCGCGACGUCGAGCGGUGUGUGCUGAAUAAUUUCACUUUCUGCUCUCACCACUGUCGGGAUAUACGACACCUCGGAUCGACAGCCCUUGAGCUGUGCUACCUUGCUGCAGGCCGGAUGGAUGCAUACCAGUCUCUCGGCCCGAAAGAAUGGGACUUCGCAGCGGCUAUCUUGAUCGUGCAGGAGGCCGGAGGGUGCGUGAUUGAUUUUAAUGGAGAACCGCUGAAGCUCCACAAACGGCGUGCACUGGCAGGAAGCACGGAGGAACUUGCUAGGUCUUUCAUAGGCUAUUUGAUGGCCCCUGGAUUGUAA
Molecule: messenger RNA, 894 nt
Organism: Besnoitia besnoiti
Lineage: Eukaryota; Apicomplexa; Conoidasida; Eucoccidiorida; Sarcocystidae
Product: putative inositol(myo)-1(or 4)-monophosphatase 2
Exons: 10
Coding region: 1-894 (297 amino acids)
Biological process (GO): signal transduction; phosphatidylinositol phosphate biosynthetic process; inositol metabolic process
Molecular function (GO): inositol monophosphate 1-phosphatase activity
Source: RefSeq, a predicted model, not a curated record